AUGGACUCGGUUUUGCGUGACAUGCCCUUCAUAUUUGUGUAUCUGGAUGAUAUACUGGUGGCGAGUCCUUCCGUUGAGGAGCACAGCUUACACCUCCGCCUCCUUUUCGAGCGGCUCACUGAGCACGGGUUGAUCGUGAAUCCAGUUAAGUGCCAAUUUGGACUGUCAGAAAUUGAGUUCCUGGGACACCGCGUUUCGAGGCAGGGUGCUGUACCACUCCCUGCUAAGAUUGUAAAUUACAUGGAAGUCACUUCGGGAAGAUUCGUGAAGCAGAAGAGGCGCCGAACAGCCAGUGGCUCUGGGGCAAGGUGCCUCAACGGGGUGGAGGUUGUGGCCCUGAAGAUUUUCACGUGCUUCAUCCCAAAUGAAGACGUCAGUUGGUGUGGUGAGUCAGUUGGUGUGUGUGACGUCGUGGGGUGUGUGGACUUGGUGUGUGUGACGUCGUUGGGUGUGUGUGACGUCGUUGUGUGUGUGGAAUCAGUUGGUGAGUGUGACGUCGUGGGUGUGUGUGACGUCAGUUGGUGUUGGGGUGUGACGUCAGUUGUGUGUGUGACCGUCAGUUGUGUGUGUGGACGACAGUUGGUGUGUGUGACGUCAGAUGGUGUUUGUGACGUCAGUUGGUGUUUGUGCGUCAGUUUGCGUGUGUGUGACGUUGUAGGUGUGUGGGUGAGUCAGUUGGUGUGUGUGAUGUCAGUUGGUGUGUGUGCGUCAAUUGGUUUGGUGUGUGUGACGUACGUGGUGUGUGUUGACGUUACAGAUGGUGUGUGUGACGACGUUGGUGUUUGUGGAGUAGUUGGUGUUUAG
This is a messenger RNA of Knipowitschia caucasica, 804 nucleotides long. Lineage: Eukaryota; Metazoa; Chordata; Actinopteri; Gobiiformes; Gobiidae. The record is from the annotation of a GenBank genome assembly.